UCCAUAACACACGCCACCGGCGCAAAGAUUCGUUUAUUGCCAAUUAAAUUGCGAAAAAAUACCUCUUUUCCCUAAUUUUUUCUAGAUAUGGUGCGUCAAUAAGUUCGUCUGGAUAUUAGUUGAGUACAGUGGAAGAAAAUCAAUUGCUUAAAAAGAUGUUUUCGAUCUGUAAACAAACCCAUGAAGCCACUGCGGUGGAGUUUUCCGUCACUUGCAAUUUUUUCAACAGCAAUGAGAAAUCAUUGGUCACCGGAGGGGCCAACAUCCUCAAGGUGUACCGAUUAAUUCCGGAUGCCGAUCCAGCCACUCGUGAUAAGUUUUCCACCGUGCGCCCACCGAACAUGAAGCUGGAAUGUAUGGCCACUUAUACGCUGUUCGGAAACAUAAUGUCCUUGCAGUCUGUUUCGCUUGCCGGAUCGCAGCGAGAUGCGUUGUUGGUUAGUUUUCAGGAUGCAAAACUGUCAGUGGUGCAGUUUGAUCCGGAUAACUUCGACCUGAAGACCCUUUCGUUGCACUACUUCGAGGAAGAGGACAUCAAGGGAGGAUGGACGGGACACUACCACACGCCGAUUGUGCGGGUUGAUCCGGACAAUCGGUGCGCCGUGAUGUUGGUGUACGGGAGAAAGUUGGUGGUACUUCCGUUCCGGAAGGAUAGCUCGCUGGAUGAGAUUGAGGUGCAGGAUGUCAAACCGAUGAAGAAAGCGCCGACGCAGAUGAUUGCCAAGACGCCCAUACUGGCGUCGUAUGUCAUCGAGCUGAAGGAAUCGGAGGAGCGGAUUGAUAAUGUUAUUGACAUUCAGUUUCUGCACGGGUACUACGAACCGACACUGUUGAUUCUGUACGAACCGGUCAAGACUUUUCCGGGGCGCAUCGCUGUCCGGUCGGAUACGUGUAUGAUGGUGGCACUUUCGUUGAACAUACAACAACGGGUCCAUCCGGUCAUUUGGACGGUGAACAGUUUGCCGUUCGAUUGUUUGCAGGCAAUAGCAAUAAGUAAACCCAUCGGUGGAUGCUUGGUCUUGAGCAUCAAUGCUUUGAUCUAUCUCAAUCAGAGCGUGCCGCCGUACGGUGUCAGCUUGAACAGUACCGCCGAUCAUAGCACUAACUUCCCGUUGAAACCUCAAGACGGAGUCCGAAUUAGUUUAGAUGCUGCGCAGGUGUGCUUCAUCGAGCCGGAAAAGCUGGUCCUGUCACUGAAGGGUGGAGAGCUCUACGUUCUUACGCUUUGUGCUGACUCCAUGCGAAGUGUACGCAGUUUUCACUUCAGCAAGGCUGCUGCUAGUGUGCUGACCUGUUGUCUAUGCGUCGUCGAAGAGGAAUACCUGUUCCUUGGUUCCCGAUUGGGCAAUUCACUGUUGCUGAGAUUCAAGGAAAAGGACGAGAGUAUGGUGAUUACAAUCGACGAUACUGAAGAAGUGGUCGAAAAGGAACCUAAGCGAAUGCGCCUGGAGGAGGAAGAACUGGAAGUGUAUGGUUCGGGACAGAAGACUUCCGUCCAGUUGACGAGUUACAUUUUCGAGGUUUGUGACAGUAUUCUGAACAUUGGUCCGAUUGCACACAUGGCAGUAGGUGAGAGGGCUUCCGAGGAAGAACAGGACGAAAACAAGGAUGUACAAUUUGUGCCGAACAAGCUGGAUCUAGAGAUUGUGACAAGCAGCGGACACGGAAAGAAUGGAGCACUUUGUGUACUUCAGAAUUCUAUCAAACCCCAGGUUAUCACAAGUUUUGGUUUGUCCGGAUGCCUGGAUGUAUGGACAGUCCUGGGAGACAAAGGCGACGACAUGCAUUCGUUUAUGAUUUUGUCGCAGGAAGCCGGAACGAUGGUCCUGCAGACGGGCGACGAGAUCAACGAAAUCGAAAACACGGGAUUUGCGACAAAUGUACCGACGAUCCAUGUCGGCAAUAUUGGAGGGAAUCGUUUCAUCGUGCAAGUUACGACGAAAUCGAUCAGAUUGCUACAAGGAACGCGGCUCUUGCAGAACAUUCCGAUUGACCUGGGCUGCCCAUUGGCAGCGGUAUCAAUCGCUGAUCCGUAUGUUUGUGUGCGUUCCUCGGAAGGUCGAGUCAUCACUUUAGCCCUCCGAGAAGGUAAGGGAACUCCCCGUUUGGCAGUUAAUAAGAACGUCAUUAGUACGACUCCUCCGGUGGUAGCGAUCAGCGUGUACAAGGACAUUUCCGGAAUGUUCACAACAAAAUACGAAGAUUUUUAUGAUACUGCGAAGGGUGGAUCUUCCGCUUAUUCCAGCGGAUUCGGAUACAUGAAGCCCGAAAAACACAUGAAGAUCGAAGACGAAGAGGAUUUGCUGUACGGUGAGACCGGGCGUUCCUUCAAAAUGACCUCUAUGGCAGAUAUGGCCAUCGAAACCAAGAAGAAGAACCCGGACUUUUGGAGGAAGUUUAUGCAACCGGUUAAACCCACCUACUGGCUGUAUGCAGUCAGGGACAAUGGAAACAUGGAAAUCUACUCAAUGCCCGAUCUCAAACUUGUUUACCUGGUUACCAACAUCGGCAACGGCAAUAAAGUCCUCUCUGAUUCAAUGGAGUUUGUUCCGCUCCAAGUUGGACAAUCCAGCGCAGAUGCAGACGUAACUACAGGGGCAUUUACCAGUCCCUACGGUUUCAAUCCCAACCUUCUUCCGAAGGAAAUUCUCAUGGUAGCCCUCGGUCAUCACGGAUCCCGACCAAUGCUUUUCGUCCGGCUGGAGAAUGAUCUUCUCGUUUACCGAGUCUAUCGCUACUCAAAGGGUCACCUGAAACUUCGAUUCCGGCGACAGCCCAGCGGUGUAUCGGGACUGAUUUUCAAGCUGGCCCCGCGCCAAAGCGCCCCCACGGAUCAGGAAGGCGAAAAGCAAGACGAACACUCGACCAAGAUUAUGCACGAAAACAUUUCCAUGAUCCGGCACUUUGGAAAUGUUUGCGGCUACAGUGGGGUUUCUGUAUGCGGAGAAAAACCGUACGUGUUGCUGCUCACAUCCCGUGGGGAACUUCGAGCCCACAGACUGUACGCGAAAACCGUCAUAAAGGGAUUCGCUCCGUUCAAUAACGUCAACUGUCCCAACGGAUUCCUCUACUUUGACGAACAGUAUGAGCUGAAGAUUGCCGUUUUUCCUGGAUAUCUCUCGUACGAUUCGAUCUGGCCUGUUCGGAAGAUCCCUCUGCGAAGCUCCCCGAAGCAAAUUGUCUACCAUAAAGAGAAUAAGGUCUAUUGUGUGGUGAUGGACACGGAGGAGGUUUGUAACAAAUACUACCGCUUCAAUGGGGAAGACAAGGAACUCACGGAGGAAAACAAGGGCGAGCGGUUCCUCUAUCCGAUGGAGCACAAGUUUUCGGUUGUUCUGGUUACGCCUUCGGCAUGGGAAAUCGUCCCCGAGACCUCGAUCAACCUAGACGAAUGGGAGCACGUAAUUGCGCUGAAGAAUGUCAGUCUAUCGUACGAGGGUGCGCGGUCCGGUUUGAAGGAGUACAUUGCGGUGGGAACGAACUACAACUACAGCGAGGACAUUACAUCCCGCGGAAGGUUGCUGCUGUAUGACAUCAUUGAAGUCGUGCCGGAACCGGGCAAGCCGUUGACCAAAUACAAAUUCAAGGAGGUCAUCACCAAGGAACAGAAGGGUCCCUUAUCGGCAAUUACCCACGUGUCCGGUUUACUGGUGGGAGCGGUCGGUCAGAAGGUCUACCUUUGGCAACUGAAAGACGAUGACUUGGUCGGUGUGGCCUUCAUCGACACCAACAUCUUCGUCCACCAACUGGUGUCGAUCAAGUCCCUGAUCCUCGUCGCCGAUGUCUACAAAUCCAUCAGUUUACUUCGCUUUCAAGAAGACUUCCGCACCCUUUCGCUCGUGUCCCGAGACUACCAACCAUUGAGCGUGUUCCAAAUCGAGUACGCCGUCGACAACAACAAUCUGGGUUUCGUCGUUACGGACGAGCAGUGCAACAUCAUCACCUACAUGUACCAACCGGAAUCGCGUGAAUCUUUCGGAGGGCAACGGUUGCUGCGAAAGUGUGACUACCACCUUGGUCAGAAAGUCAACACCAUGUUCCGAGUGCAGUGCGAUUUCCACGAAAUGGAAUCCUACAAACGGAACACCAACUACGAUUUCAAGCAUACGACCUAUUUCGCCACCCUGGACGGAGGCGUCGGGUACGUUCUGCCUCUACCGGAGAAGACCUACCGUCGGCUGUUCAUGUUGCAAAACGUGCUGAUGACCCACAGUCCCCACCUGUGCGGAUUGAAUCCGAAGGCAUUCCGAACGAUCAAAACCGUCAAAAAGCUUCCAAUCAAUCCAACGCGAUGCGUCGUGGAUGGGGAUUUAAUUUGGUCAUUCUUGAACCUGCCGGCCAAUGAGAAACUUGAAGUGGCCAAGAAGAUCGGUACCCGGAUUGACGAAAUCUGCGCGGAUCUGAUGGAAAUCGAAUCAGUGACGCAUGUGUUCUAAACCGUAAGCUGAAUGUUUGAUCAUUAUCUUUAUUACCUAUUAUACUAUGUAUAAUAAAAAAAAAACAGUGUAUUAGUACAACCACUACAACACCA
Molecule: messenger RNA, 4531 nt
Organism: Ochlerotatus camptorhynchus
Lineage: Eukaryota; Metazoa; Arthropoda; Insecta; Diptera; Culicidae
Gene: CPSF1
Product: cleavage and polyadenylation specificity factor subunit 1
Exons: 6
Coding region: 156-4436 (1426 amino acids)
Cellular component (GO): nucleus; mRNA cleavage and polyadenylation specificity factor complex
Molecular function (GO): protein binding; nucleic acid binding
Source: RefSeq, a predicted model, not a curated record